AUGUUUGAGCUUCCCGAUUAUGAUGCUGAUGAUGAGUCUACUCCAAAAAAGGAGCCUGAUUUACACAUAUCUGUUCCCUGUGGAGAAGGGGAUAUUGGUAUUAAGAAGGAGUCAUCAAAGACUUUUAUCAAAAGUGAGAAAGUUGCUGGUGAGUCUUCUGGGAUUUUAUCUAAAUCCCCAGUUCUUAUAGAUUUUCUGGCUGGAAAACAGUCUGCUGUUUUCGGAGGGACUGAGUUUGCUUCCUUAAUUAAUGGUGAACAUGGAAAAGAUGAGAAAACACCCAGCAAUGAUACUGUUAGUGAUGAUCUUUCUGCUGAACUGGAUAUAUUGCUUAGCUCACCAGAAAAAGAAACUCAAGUGCUGAGGUGUUGUCCCACGUUAUUGAUGCAUCUUCCCAAUAUGGAGAAGCCUAUUCAUAAAAAUCAUGUUGUCACCUCCAAGGGCAAGAGGAAUCUAAAUCCCCAAUUUGAAGAGGCGGCUGCUGAUGCAGAUGGGCGUGGGUUCAAGAUUGCCAAGGUUGUCUUGAUGUUGGUGAUCCUAACUAUGAAUGUUCAAUCUGUGGGGCGUGUUUCUAGUUAUCAGAACGUGUUGAAAGAGACUCUACAGUUAAUCGUUCUGGAUUCAGUGAAUGAUGGGAGUGGUCCACCGCAGUUUAUAAUAACUGGUCAAAAUUAUCAUCGGAUUGGAAGUUUGCUCCCGGAUCCUGGUUUAUAUCUGUCAUUGCAUAGUUAUAUUGUGUUUUAUUCCCGUUAUAAUGUGCAAACAUCUGAGAUAGAUAAAGAAUUGAUAAUUGAGUUGUUGCAAAUGAUCGAUACUCAUAAUGUGAUAGCACAGUUAUUUCGAAGAGUCAGAGAAUUCUAUCAGUGUCAUCCAUCCGAGAUCUUCUCUUUGAAGUUGUAUUCGCAUAGGAAGGUUGAUCGAAGAACUUACAAUACUUCCUCUUGUGACGAAGUUGCUGCUCUGAUUGUUGGAGAUUUUGAUUCGUUGGAUCAUGGUCAUGACAUUAUUGUUCGAUCUACUACUGGUCAGUUGCAACGUAUCUAUAAAACUCAUGCUCUGUAUUGGCCUUUACAGUAUCCGUUGUUGUUUCCAUAUGGCGAGGAUGGUUACCAGUUGAAUAUUCCUUAUCGAGGUCAACAGGAGGGAUAUGUCCCUGGAAGGAGAACAAGGGUUUCUCUCAGGGAAUUCAUAUGUUUUCGUCUGCAGAUUAGGGAGCAAGAAGAUGGAAUUAUUCACAAGUGUAGGCGAUUAUUUCAACAAUUUGUUGUUGACUGUUUCACCAUGAUUGAGUCCCAGAGGUUGUAUGAGAUUAGAAUGAAGCAAAGUGCAAUUAGAGGAGAAGUGCUUCAAGGAAUAGAAGAGGCUAUGCGUCGUGGUGAUGACGAAGCUUCUUCAAUUGGGACACGAGUAGGGGUGUUCGCGGAUGUGAUGGAAAUCUGUAAACAUUUUGGCUAUCCAGAUUUAUUCCUUACUAUUACGUGUAAUCCAAAUUGGCCUGAAUUUCAGCGAUUCACAGAGCGAGAGCGAAUUCCCAUCGCUGAUCGUCCUGAUAUCUCUUGUCGUGUCUUUCAUGCUAAGUUGAAAUGCCUUCUAAGCGAUCUCAAGGAAGGUAUGUAUACUAUUGAGUUUCAAAAAAGAGGUCUACCACAUGCACACAUGUUACUAUGGCUUAACGGGGAAAGCAACUUACAAAGUUUUGAAAUUGUUGAUGAGUUCAUCUGUGCCGAGCUACCCAAUCCCCUCAAAUUUCCAGCUCUUUAUAAUGUCGUCACCAAGUACAUGAUCUAUGGUCCCUGUGGUCGACUUAGACCGAGUUCUCCUUGCAUGAAAGAUGGUAAGUGCUCAAAAUUUUAUCCGAAAAGAUUCGUUGACCAAAUGAGAUUUGAUGAAGAUGGCUAUCCGAUAUAUAGAUGUCGUAAUAUGGGUGUGACAGUGAAGAUCAACGACGUUGAUAUUGACAACAAAUUUGUUGUGCCUUAUAAUCCACUGCUGCUAAUGAAAUAUCAAGCUCACAUAAAUCUUGAGUUCUGUAACAAGUCAAACGUCAUCAAGUAUCUUUUUAAGUAUAUCAAUAAGGAUCCGGAUCGGGUGACUGCAACUGUUGGAGAAACAUAUCAUGUUAGUGAAUCUUCUCAGGUGGUUGAUGAGAUCAAGCAGUAUUACGAUUGUCGUUAUUUAUCACCGUCUGAAUCCAUGUGGAGAAUUUUUGCUUAUGAUAUUCAUCAUAGAUGGCCGUCAGUACAAAGGUUGACUUUUCACUUGCCGAACCAGCAGCAUGUUGUAUUCGAUGAUGCUGAUAUCACUACUCAUGUUUAUUUGCGCAACAAAGAUUUGCUGACGAUGUUUACGGGUUGGAUGAUGGCCAACAGGCGGUUCCCGGAUGGGCGGUCUUUAACAUAUGUUGAAUAUCCAGGCAAAUUUGUCUAUUGUUCGAACAGUAGGGAGUGGAAGCCGAAACAGAGGGGAUUCUCAAUUGGAAGAUUGAGUUUUGCUCAUCCUUCAUCUGGUGAACUUUUCUAUAUGCGGAUGCUUUUGAACGAGGCAUGUUCUGCCAUGGGAUUCUUGAUAGAUGAUAAGGAGUAUGUUUCUGCUAUUAAGGAAGUCGCCGAGGUAGCAUCCGCUGUACAGCUAAGGAGGCUUUUUGUGAUCUUGUUGCUAUCUGGUUCCAUGGGAAGGCCUCUGUCAGUUUGGGAACAAACUUGGACUUAUUUGUUUGAUGAUAUUCUUUAUCGCAGAAGGCAUGAGCUGCAAUAUCCCGAUCUAACGAUGAGUCAGGACGAGUUGCAAACAUUUUGUUUGUUGGAGAUUGAGAAACUAUUGCAGAUUGAAGGAGUGAAAUUUGUGUGUGAAAAUACGUUAGAUAUCGUUAUUCCACUCACAUUGUCGUUUGAAGAAUUAAAAUGUAUAUCGUUCAUCGAGCUAUAUAUUGAGUUCGAACAAUCUGAAGCAGACCAAAAUAUUGAGUUGGAAGAUUAUAAUAAUGAUAGAGAGGAGGAGUUUGAACGUAACUAUGAGAUUGUUGAUCUGGGUGGAGACGAAGAUCAGGAUGACGGCACUAUAGAGGCAGAGGUGGCAGAGGUGACAAAUGCACUAAUAAACCAGCAUACGUUUGUGGAGCCUAAUUUCAUGCGGUCGUUGAAUUUGGAGACCAUGCAUGCACUAGAAUUUCCUCAACAUAUCAAUGCAGGUAGCAUGACCAGAAUAUGUGAUCUGUAG
Molecule: messenger RNA, 3216 nt
Organism: Arachis ipaensis
Lineage: Eukaryota; Viridiplantae; Streptophyta; Magnoliopsida; Fabales; Fabaceae
Source: RefSeq, a predicted model, not a curated record